CAUUUUUCGAUUUCUUGCAGACACGGGUAAACACCGUGUGCUGUAGGCUUAAGUCUUGUGUUUCGCAAAUGAAAACAAUGUCAACAACAAGGUCAUUCAUCCGUCUUCUCUUCGCGUACGGACAAGAAGUGGAUUCUGGCUAGGGAAAGAUUUUAUUUUAGUCGGUCCUCGCCGUGCACAGCAUUGUUUUGCUGUUUCUCGUGCCUGUGUGUUCCCGUAGGCUACACCUAAAAGCAGUUAGCUUAUAUUUUCUUCCAAAAUAACUUAAGUGAAUGUUGGAAAAAUGAUGUUGUCUAGAAAAAUAGUAUCGCGAACGAUAGCAGGCACCUUCUGCAGAGCCUAUUCUGCCGAUGUGAAUAGAAACUACGACAUUGUAGUAGUCGGUGGAGGUAUCGUUGGUACUGCAUCGGCCCGUGAAAUUUUGCUACGACAUCCGACACUGCGGAUCGCGAUCGUGGAAAAGGAACCAAAGCUGGCCUUUCACCAGAGCGGUCACAACAGUGGCGUGAUCCAUGCAGGCAUUUACUACAAACCAGGUUCCCUGAAGGCGAAAUUAUGCGUAGAGGGACUGCAUUUAAGCUACAAGUAUUUGGACGAAAAGAACGUACCGUACAAGAAAGUUGGCAAACUAAUUGUGGCCACAAAUCCGGUCGAAGUGGAACGAUUGAAUGACCUUUAUCAACGUUCGCUUGCCAAUAAUGUACCAGAUGUGCAGAUGGUUGAUCAGGCCAAGAUCAAAGAGAUCGAACCUUACUGCGAGGGACUGAAAGCGAUCUGGUCCCCGCAUACGGGCAUCGUCGAUUGGAGCCUUGUAACGCAGUAUUAUUCGCGCGAUUUCAAAGCCGCCGGUGGAGAUGUGUACGUGAACUUUAAGGUGGCAAAGUUUGCGGAAGCAUCCGACAACGUCGACUAUCCGAUCGUUGUGCGCAGUGAGAAGGGCGAUGAAAUACGUGCCCGCAACAUUCUGACCUGUGGCGGAUUACAAUCGGACAAGCUGGCGGAAAUGACGGGCUGUCCGUCCGUGCCCAAAAUCGUCCCAUUCCGGGGGGAGUAUCUGCUGCUCAAUAAGGACAAGUGCCAUAUGGUGCGGGGUAACAUUUAUCCAGUGCCCGAUCCUCGAUUUCCGUUUCUUGGUGUACAUUUUACUCCACGGAUGGAUGGAAGUGUGUGGUUGGGUCCGAACGCUGUGCUUGCCUUCCGGCGUGAAGGCUACAAGUGGUCAGACAUCAAUGUGCCGGAAUUGAUCGAUGCGCUUCGCUUUCCGGGAUUUAUUAAAAUGGCUUCCAAGUUUGUCGGUGCCGGCAUAAUGGAGAUUGCCCGAUCAGCGCUAAUACCGUUGCAGGUGCGAGAGUUGCAAAAGUUUAUACCGGACAUACACGAGUACGAUGUAGCGCGCGGACCGGCCGGUGUACGUGCCCAAGCACUCGACAACGAUGGUAACCUGGUGGACGAUUUUGUGUUUGACCAUGGGAAGGGAAAUUCGGCCCUUUCGAAAAACAUUCUUCACUGCCGCAAUGCUCCUUCGCCCGGGGCGACGAGUUCGCUUUCGAUAGCCAAGAUGAUAGCCGAUAAGAUCGAGCAAGAAUUUCACAUUGGCAAGUGAAGGGAAAGGAUCAUCAAACGGCAGUAGGUAUAAUUGUUAAUGUUUUGUUAUUAUUUUAUUGCGGAAUCAUAUUCCAACUAUUGUGUUGAUGCAAUUUAUUUUACGAACGUUUUUAAACAUAUGUACAUUGUUUUACGGUGUCCGACACGCUGGUCCGUUAUGUUUUCCGGUCCUUACAAAAGUAAGCAAACCCGAAAAUCGUUAAGCAAAAAUAAAAGCGAACAAUUCUACGUAAAAGCGUAA
This is a messenger RNA of Anopheles funestus (African malaria mosquito), 1846 nucleotides long. RefSeq names its product L-2-hydroxyglutarate dehydrogenase, mitochondrial (gene L2HGDH). NCBI's taxonomy places the organism in Eukaryota, Metazoa, Arthropoda, Insecta, Diptera, Culicidae. The record is from RefSeq and is a predicted model, not a curated record. The coding region runs from base 284 to 1603 and encodes 439 amino acids. The transcript has 3 exons. Gene Ontology annotation, molecular function: (S)-2-hydroxyglutarate dehydrogenase activity; (S)-2-hydroxy-acid oxidase activity.